This is a messenger RNA of Girardinichthys multiradiatus, 2357 nucleotides long. RefSeq lists its product as uncharacterized. The transcript has 13 exons. The record is from RefSeq and is a predicted model, not a curated record. NCBI's taxonomy places the organism in Eukaryota, Metazoa, Chordata, Actinopteri, Cyprinodontiformes, Goodeidae. The coding region runs from base 171 to 962 and encodes 263 amino acids.
CCUACUUUGAGGAAGUAGGUUGCAUUUUUUGAAGACACCAUUUUGAAUGAUGCUUACUGGAAAACACAACCUGUACUGACAUUCGUGUUGCUGAGGGAUUUAGAUUUAAACACCAAUGCCCAGAAGGCAGCGAGAUUUCUGUUGAAGCAACCGAUAAGACCCAUCUUGCCAUGGCCGAUUUACGCAAACAGUCUUUCAGUCAUGUGGCUGAUAUAGUGAAAAUGGACAACCAUUCAGUGAUCACAAAAACCUGCCAAGAUCUAAUCUUUACAUGCACAAUUGUUACUGAAAAUCUUGUCCACCUUGGAGAGAAGUGUGUGAACAUCAAAACCAGCAGUGCAUGGAAUGCUUCCUUAUUUCAACCAGAUGAUUUUAGUUUGAGGACUGAAUACAUUGCAGCCAUCCCAAUCUUUGUUUUUUCUGCACUGCUCCUUAUCUCUUACUGUUGCUGGAAAAAACAGGGGAAUCAACUGAAUGCAACGUAUUUGAGAUAUGUUAUCACCUGUUCCUGUUUCAGAAGGGUUAUUUUCCACAGCGUCCCUAGAAACCAAGAAGGAAGUGGAUUCCCAAUGGUUGGAACAAGAGAUUUAGCAGGACAGCACAACGGUGACAUCAGGAAUGGAAGAGAUCCACGUGGAAGUGGUGAAACCGACCAACACACACUUGAAAGCGUUAUCAGCUUUAGGAACAUGAGAGAAGAUCCAGGAGGCAUAAAUGGAACUGCAGGAAGAGAAAUUAAAAGGGAGCUGGAUGGUGGAGGGGCUGCUCCACAUCGUCAGGCUGAAGAACAGCCACUGCUGCCAGAUCAACGAGCUGCCAGCGAAGGUUUAGACAUGGCGGGUGAAGCUGUAGCUUUGGUGAACGAGCUUAGCAUCGACCAGGACCGAAUCAGCAGGUGCUCUGCUGCACCAGAUACUGACGUGGAGUCAAUACGUUGUGGAAAUCCAACAAGCAAAAUAUAAAAGAUAAUAAUGAUUUAUUACAAUAAUACAUAUAAAUAUUAUAUUAUAUAUAAUAAUAAUAAUAAUAAUAAUAAUCACAGUCACUAUGUAAGACAUUUACUGACAUGUCCUUUAGGGUUAGCUUUUUGUCUUCUUAAGACUAAUACUAAUAAGAAUAUUUCAGAGGUAUGAGUCAAUGGUCUUGAAAACAAAUUUAAAAACAUAAAUGGAAAAGUUUGGUUGUUUUGGUUCAGAUUUGGAAAUUAUUGCUAUUUGCAAACUAAGUGCAUCAACUAAAUGUACUUACAGCUUAGCUGUUUGAUAAGGCAAGUAUUAUUCUAUUUUUUCUGUAUGGAAAUACUGACUGCUGAGCUUGACCAAAGGGGUGGGUGAACCACAUACAUGUCAGAAAUGUGCUGCAUACCUGUGAGGACUAAAGAAAAACAAAAUUACACUAUAUAAAGCUUAUUAUGAAUAUGUUUGCCUAAAAUAAAGGCAAUUUCUUUAUAAAUUAUGUACAUUAUGUAAAGUAUUACAGUUAAGCCCAAGAUCAUUCCUCUCACUGGAAGUGAUAACAUUAUAGAACCAGAUUUCUGACUUAAAUCACAGUUUCUGUGGAGGAAGCUAAAGAUUAGGAUGAUGGCAAGUAGUCCUCCCAACCUCAAAGACUUGGAGCUCGUUACCAAAGAUAAAUGAUCAAAACAUCUGCAGAAAUUUGCAAACAAAGCUGGUCCGCAGUUAAAAAGUUACUGUUACUGUUACUUAUUUGUUACUGCUGUAAAGUCAAUAAGGAUGUUUCUGUUGAAUAAAUGAGAAGGGUUUAAAUAUUCUUUUACAGGGCAUUCUUUAACUAAAUGUAAAAGAAAAUAUCAAUUAUGAUUUUUAAAUUGAUAUUCUUUUUAUUUGUUAUAUUAUCUUUUGAGAGAUGUCUCGUUUCCUCUCAGAAAUAAAAUUCUUGGUUGAAUGAAACAAGUAUUUUUUAAAAUCUAAAUCUGCCAGGAGAAUUAUUCUGGGUAAGAAUUCAUACAGUUAAGUCUGUAUUUUUUAUGAUUGCAACAAACUAAUUGUCAACAAUACUAUAAAUGUAUUCCUUUUAAAUUUGCUAAGCUUAUUUAUUUCCAUUUUCUUUUGCACAUAAUAUAAAUCUUAGUAUAUUUACCUAUUAUUACAGGAAAUACUUGUGACAAAUUUACAGUUUUCAAGUUUUUACAAUAGUAAUAUUUUUUGGGAAACACACACGUGUGUAUACUUCAUGUCAAUCUAGUUCUUUGUAAGUUUUUUUUUUUCAUUUUAUUGUGACAACAUGUUUAUAUUAUUGCUUUUAUUAAUCAAUCUGUUUUGUUGUAUCUAUAAGUGCCUCAUAACUGUAAUCUCCUUUUGACUUUCAAAUCUCAAAUAAACGUAUUUUCCAAUGUA